Messenger RNA from Toxoplasma gondii ME49, 2082 nucleotides. RefSeq names its product DHHC zinc finger domain-containing protein. The coding region runs from base 1 to 2082 and encodes 693 amino acids. Gene Ontology annotation, biological process: protein targeting to membrane; peptidyl-L-cysteine S-palmitoylation. The transcript has 2 exons. Gene Ontology annotation, molecular function: protein-cysteine S-palmitoyltransferase activity. NCBI's taxonomy places the organism in Eukaryota, Apicomplexa, Conoidasida, Eucoccidiorida, Sarcocystidae. The record is from RefSeq and is a predicted model, not a curated record. Gene Ontology annotation, cellular component: Golgi apparatus; endoplasmic reticulum.
AUGGAGACUCUGCAGUGCGACGACAUCGAGAGGAGGGCGGCUGCGAGCAGCGAAGAGAGGGAGGAGAAGCGUUUUGGAGAGGAGGCGUCGCAGGCCUCGUCAGUGCAGGUCUCUAGCGCAAUGAUUCUGACGGACGGCUUUCUUCUCCCGUCCUCUUUCUCCCCGUCUGCCUCUCCUUCCUCACCGUCUGUUGCGUCUGUUCUCGCAGCAAGACGCUCGUCGCUUCUGUCUUCAGCAACAGAUCACGAAGAACCUGCCUCUCCCUCCCGAAACUCGGCUCCUUCUCUUUCUCUACCUCCUUCUGCUCAUCCUCUCCCUUAUCCUUCCUGUCGUCCUCCUUCUCCUUCUCCUCCUUCUGUUGGCUCUCCCUCUUCUUCCCCCUUUUCUCCUUUUUCUCUGCCUUCCUCUCCUUCUCGUUCCGUGGCUUCUCCUCCCCGGCCGACUGGCUUUUGUCUCUCUCGCCUGCGAACUGGGUUUGUGUGGGGUCGCGAGAAGAUUGGAAACAUUUGGAUUCUCUACCUCAGUCCUCGUCCGGGGGGCCUCGUGCUCGUCGUCGGUCCUCACUGGCCGUUCGCCGUCAUCAUGUUCGGCUUGAAGGCGGCGAUUUGUUGUGCCUUUCUCUUCGUCGUCGGCGAGAACAUCAACUCGAGUCGCGCGCUGUUCACGGGAGGCGUGCUCCUCUGCGGUCUCAGUUUCCUCUUGUUCGUCUCAACUGUUUUGAAGGAUCCAGGGAUUCCACGAAUGAGGGCGCCUGCGACCGAGGUCGGAGGAGACAGGGACUGGACGAAACGGCAGGCGCAUGCUCGCGCUCCACGAGACCUCGAACUCGGGCACGUCGGCGAACGGAACAGAAGAAGAGAAGCACAAGAACUCGCGAGUUCUCUGGAGGCGAAAACGACAAAGUUGUCCACUCCAGACCUCCCGGCGUCUCUUCUCCUGCCCCCGCUCCCUCCUUCCUCUUCUUCCUCUUCUUCCUCUUCGUCCUCUUCGUCCUUUUCUGCCGGUGUCCAGUCGGCUGACACUGCCGCAGACGCCGAUGGAAAAAGCACCCCCCCGACGUUUCAUCCGCAGACUUCUCUGUCUUCUUCUUCCUGUUCUUCUUCGUCUUCUUCGUCGCCGCUCUCUGCAUGUGCCCGCGGCCUGCGGUCUCCCGCGCUCCACGGUGUAUGCACACCUCGGGCGGAGUCGCUCGCCGCCGAGCGAGAAGCCGAGGCGGGAGUCAGGGAGCCUUGCCCGCGUCUUUUUGCGACUGAGCUCAUGAUGCGCGCCAGCCCGCGCCGCGAACGUCGAGGUGUGCGUACGCCGCGGCUCGGCGCGGACGCGACGAAGCCUCUCCGCGAGAGACAUGCUCUUUCGACCGACUCUUCCUCCAGCUGGGAAGAGACAGGAGAACGUGAAGAGGAAGCGGACCUUGAAGAAGAAGAAGAAGAGUAUGAGAACUUUGCGUGGAGUCGAGCCGGGAUGCGUUAUGCGCGUUUGUCAGCGAAGACGGCUCGGCGGCCAGGGCAACAGAGACAGAGGGGGAGGACUCGACGCCCAACUCGCUUUCGAUUUCUCCAGAGACGCGCGAGAUGCGCGUCGGUCGCCCAGAGCGAGGACGGCUCGUCGCUCUCGGCCGCCAGCGAGUGGAACUCGCGCUCUCUCUCUUCUUCUUCCGUUUCGUCUGAGGAAGAACGCACGAAAAGAGCGACGCGAGCCUCUCGCCGCUUCGCUCGCCGCCAACCGUCCCCAGAAGGCGGCUCCGCGCCCGAGGUGUAUGGACAGCGCAGCGGAGCGGCGCGCGAUGGGGCGUCUCGGCUGCCUGGUCUCUUCUGUCGCGAAUGCCGGAUCUUCCCACCCGCAGGCUCUGUGCACUGUGACGACUGUCGCGUCUGUAUCGAAGGCUACGACCACCAUUGCCCGUGGACGAGCAAGUGCGUAGGAAAGGGGAACUCCAGGGAGUUUCAUGCGUGGAUCAUCUUGUCGCUCGUCACCAUCUUCUACUACGGCUUGGCCGCCGCGUUCCUCGGAAAAGAAGACAGACCCCCCGCCGUCGAAGAGCGGACCGCAAUCUUCAGAGGCCGACACCCUGACGGAGAGUGA